Leptopilina boulardi is the source of this 1432-nucleotide messenger RNA. Its product is annotated as putative nuclease HARBI1. The transcript is spliced from 3 exons. NCBI's taxonomy places the organism in Eukaryota, Metazoa, Arthropoda, Insecta, Hymenoptera, Figitidae. The record is from RefSeq and is a predicted model, not a curated record. The coding region runs from base 285 to 1412 and encodes 375 amino acids.
AAUUUUUUUUUUAAAUUUCAAUAAUAAAAUAAUUGUAUGUCCCUAAUAAUGCCAGAAAAAGAAUUUUCGCAUGAAAAUAAAAUAAAUAUUAAAGGGAAAACCCGGAAAAUACUCAGAGCUCGACUCAAGAAAUUACGUGUUUGGGGUAUUUGGACUUUUUGCUCAAUUGUGUGUGCAAAAAGCUGCAAUGUUUACAAAUAGUAAAUAAUGAUUGUUUUUUUAAAUAUGCUUUAGCUGUUCCUGGGGAAGAAGCAGCAGCAAUAGCGGUUAUUGCCGCCGUCAACAUGAUCCUUGAGGACGACGCCGACGAUGAGGCAGAAGAUGAAGAAGUUUUGCAAUUAUUAGCUGCUGUAGAAAGGGAUAGACGCGCAGUGCCCAAAACUCAAAAUUAUUUUGAGGAAAUUAUUCCCAGAUUUUCUUCAUCAGAAUUUCAAUCUCAUUUUCGUAUGAGUCGAGCCACGUUCGAACAACUGACCAGGAUCCUUGCACCAGACUUACAGGGUUUGCAUUCGGUAGUUCCUGUUGCGAAAAAGUUGUCAGUCGCUCUUUGGUAUUUCGGAAAUCAAGACGUUUAUCGAUCUAUAUCGGACAGGUUUGACCUUUCCAAGUCAACUGCUUGGCAGUGUGUCAUUGACGUUGCCAAUUCACUUUGUGCGCGUUCAGAAAACUUUAUUCAUUGGCCUACUGGACUCGAAUUCACCAGAUUGCAGCAUGAAUUUCAGCAAAUGGCUGGAUUUCCAGGUGUCAUUGGAGCGAUUGACUGCUGUCAAAUACCAAUUAGUGCUCCUCAUCAAAAUCCAGAUAGCUACAUCAACCGCAAAGGUUACCAUUCGAUCAACACGCAGGCAAUAUGUGAUUCGAAAAGGCGAUUCCUAGACGUUUUCACAGGAUCCUGCGGAAGCGUUAACGAUGCGAGAGUUUUUCAACUAAGUCCGUUACGAGAGGAGAUCAUGCGAAACAUGGAUCAGUAUUUUCCGGAGCAGACACACAUUCUUGGAGACAAGAUAUACACUGUGGAAUUCUACUUAUUGCCUCCUUACAAAAAUUUCGGUCAAUUAACGGACAGGCAAAAACAUUUUAACUUGGUGCACGCGCGAACGCGACAAGUUAUUGAAAGAGCAUUUGCCUUGCUAUUGGGACGCUUUCGACGUCUCAAACACUUAUUUUUGCAGAACAUUGAAUAUGCUGCACUCAUCAUUUUGGCGUGCUGUUGUCUGCACAACAUUUGCAUAUCUUUAAAUGAUGAAUUCGAUGUGGAGGAUAUUGAUGAAAAUGUUAAUGCUCCAUGUGACGUGAAUGUUCCUGAAAAUGUUCCUGAAGACGUUCCCAAUGAUGCAGUGUCAGGAAAUGUCCAAUUUGACCCGGAAAUAAAACGCCGAAUCAUUGCCGACGCAUUAUAUGGGAGAAUGUAAUUAUUUUUUUUAUCGCCCGC